UUCUGUUUCUGGGAAUAUGACAAGAACCAUAAAACAUUAAGCAGAGAAGUCUUAAAAUUUGUCAAUGACAGACUUGUUGACAGAGAUGACGCCUCUUGGAGAGAUGAAGUCCAACAAAACUUCUUAGAAUGCAAAGAAGACACAUGCACUGUUCUUGAAGAUGAAAUAGAAAACAGAAUAGAAGAGCUAUUAAAGGACAAAGAACUUUUACAAAAAUAUGGUUCUGAGAAGUUUGACAUAACUCCACCAGAAAAGAAGAAGAGAGAAAAGAAAGAAAAGAAAGUAGAAGAAGAGAAGAAAGAACCUGAACCAGAGAAAAAGAAAUUUGACAUGUAA
This is a messenger RNA of Trichomonas vaginalis G3, 336 nucleotides long. RefSeq lists its product as uncharacterized. The annotation marks the transcript as partial. The transcript has a single exon. Lineage: Eukaryota; Parabasalia; Trichomonadida; Trichomonadidae. The record is from RefSeq and is a predicted model, not a curated record.